GGCUCAUGGUGGACUCGCGGGCUUUCACAUCACCUCCUGCCUUUCUUCACUUGCUCUCCUGUGGCGGGGUUGUUCGUGUCCUUCUUUCUCUAACAGGACUGAUUAUUAAGUCACUGUGCUCGGUGAAGUCGCGCGAAACCGCUCCAGUGUUUGCGCUCGAAUGAGGGAGAAGCACGAGAUCAAUAGUCUGAACCCGCUUCAUCUUGGACCUCGACGAGGAAGAAGAAUCGAUCAGAACGGUGAUCGUUCUUUUCUUAUCUGGCGGCCUUCACUUCCACUGUAUGAUGGGAUCUUUUCGGCGUCCCAGGCCACGCUUCAUGAGCUCACCAGUGCUGUCGGACCUGGCCCGCUUUCACGCCAGCUCACCGACUCUGCAGCUCUCUAAUGCAAGUGUCUGGAACAGUGUGCAGACCGCUGUCAUCAAAGUAUUCCAAGGAGGAGGGCUUCAGGCCAAUGAGCUGUACAGUUUAAAUGAAAGCAUCAGGUGGCUUCAAAGGACAGAAUUGGGUUCCUUCAUCACAGAGUACUUUCAGGAUCAGCUUUUAAACAAAGGCCUGGCAUGUAUAUUGGAGAAAAUUCAGCUUCACGAGGAUGAAAACUGGCUCCAAGCUUUGUCGGAGAUGUGGGUAGCAUUUUUCACUGAAAUCCUGCCAACGCUUCAGGCUAUAUUCUAUCCUGUACAGGGCCAAGAGCUGACGGUGAGGCAGAUGGCUUUGCUUGGUUUUAGGGACCUGGUUUUGCUGAAGCUUCCUCUGGAGAAAAGGCUGCAUACUGCUUCUUACCCUCCUGCUAUAAUGCAGAUGCUGCUUAUACUACAGGGCAUUCAUGAGCCUGGAGGGCCUAGUAAAGAGUACUACCUUCUAGAGAGACUGGUGGACAUGGUGAUUUCACCCUACCUGAGCAACUAUCUCUACCUGAGCCACAGGGACACCACUUCAGACUGUCAUUUGGAACAAUCGAAGUUGACAUCCUUGCCGCACUAUGGCCAGCCAGAGAUCACAGUCACACACUUUGCUCCAGAGUCAUUGCUGGCUCCACUCGUUGAGCAUGAAGGUGAGGCUUAUCUGGAGAGGACUGUGGGCGUACGACGGCACACAGUUGCUAACAUUCAGUCGGACAUCCAGCUUCUCUCUGUCACAAACAAAAUGCACAUUGGAGAUGCUGAUGGCAGUGGGAGUGGCCAAGGGACUAAAUCCGGCAGAUGUGGUUCUCCCAAGCCGUUCUCAAGUGAACCAGUCAUGGUGGACUCGCGAUCAGCUGCAUCACAAUCUCUGAGGUGACAGAGCCCUGCUCACAUGAGCUGUGAACUGGCCAGUUGAUGUGUCCUAGAGGACUAGGGAGUACCCUAAAUAUGCUUGCCGUUGUGCCCUAGAUCAAAAGCCCAUGUGGUCUGCUAUUUACUCACAGUAUGUGGCCUGCGGUAAAACAAAAAUCAGCAUCAUUCACACCAUACGAUGAAGCAUCAUAAGUCAUCCCUCCCCACGACUGACCAUGCCAGCAGGUACUUUGUUAAUCACAUUAGUGGCAUCAUGUGUCCAGUGGAAAAACACUUGCUGUACAGCAUACAGUGGAGUUAUAUGUAACACAAUCUGUGAAUAAGUGUAUUGUACGGGUGUUUUAAGAGUACAUUUCUGUACAAAAAUUUGCACAUGUACUCGUUUUCUCAUGAAGUAGUAAACAGCAAAGUCUGCUAAAAAAUUUCUGCAGCAAUUUCUUGUGAGUGAUGGCUUAUAUUAUAUAACUAAAGAGUUGUUGUUCAAUACAGUUGUUUAUCCACUUUUAAAGCAUGGGGAAAAGGAAUGUAUAAAGAGCUAAAAAAAAAGGAUCUGUUCUCAGCCAAGUCACCACCUAUGCAGUUCUCUAAGAAGCAUGCUUUUUUCUGCUGUGGAAGUCUCAAAGCUGUGUGGAAUUUCAGCCCUGCUGAGCUAACAGAGUUUACAUAGCUGCAGUAAGGCAGGGGUGCACAACUUGUGCUGGCUGGCCAGAGUUCAGCACAGUUUGGUGGUUUUCCUUCUGUAACACAACUUCUAAGCUUUAGUAUGAUUGGUUCAGUCCAUGACAUGAAUGUUGCUAACAACACAUUAACGUUAAUAUCUGCCAUUGUACAAUAGCAUUGUUAAAAUUACAUCAUGUUAAUAUCUGCUAACAGUGACUAGCAUUACCUCAAAUGACAGAGCUGUUUUUCUUUAACUGAUGAGUUAAAUCCGGUGUGUUUUGUGCAGAAAAUUGCCAAACUGGACUAGACUGGAGUUGUGCACCUCUACAGUGAGAUCUUGUUCAAAACCUUACUGAGCCCUCAGCUGUAUGGGAUUAAGGACUUAAGUGCACUUACUUACACUUUCUGGUUUCAAACCAUUUUAUAUUCUCUUUACUGUUUCUUUGUAGUGGAGUAGCACAGAAAUAGUAGCACCUCUGGGAAAUUUAAUGAUUUUAUUUCAAGACAUAUUUAGUGUUUGAUUAGUGCUUGAUAAUUACAUGUGACUGUUUUAUGAUGAAUAUGGGUGUACAAUUUUGGUUAUUAAGUACAAAAUAAUAAAAUAUUUCAUUGAGCAA
Molecule: messenger RNA, 2553 nt
Organism: Pygocentrus nattereri (red-bellied piranha)
Lineage: Eukaryota; Metazoa; Chordata; Actinopteri; Characiformes; Serrasalmidae
Gene: prr5l
Product: proline rich 5 like
Exons: 9
Coding region: 282-1280 (332 amino acids)
Biological process (GO): TORC2 signaling
Cellular component (GO): TORC2 complex
Source: RefSeq, a predicted model, not a curated record